Messenger RNA from Lachancea sp. 'fantastica', 723 nucleotides. The record is from the annotation of a GenBank genome assembly. Lineage: Eukaryota; Fungi; Ascomycota; Saccharomycetes; Saccharomycetales; Saccharomycetaceae.
AUGAACUUGAAUGAACUGGUGGCUGACCCUAUUUUAAUACCAUUCGAUGAUACAUAUAUACUUUAUGAUCCUUCUGAUCCGAUAUCGUAUGUAUUGGUGUACUUUUCGUUGCUUCCAAUCGGUAUCUUAAUCUUCUACUUCUCGUGGUUCGUGGCGACCCGGGAGCUGGAAGCCGUGAUUAUCGCAGGCGGCCAAUUGAUCAACGAGAUUCUGAACAAUGUUCUUAAGAACAUCAUCAAAGAACAGCGUCCCGCGUCUUUUGGUGGCUCUUUUCAAAAAGAUACGCUGAGAUCUGCAUAUGGUAUGCCAAGUGCCCACUCGCAAUUCAUGGGCUUUUUCCUUGCGUACUGGUCGCUAAAACUGGUCCAGCAAUGGUCAGGAAUUGGCAGUAUACGCAAGGCCUUGAGUAUCUUGGCUGCCGUCUUGACCACGGCAAUGGUAGCAAUAUCACGAAUUUACUUAGGGUACCAUUCAGUGGCCCAAGUAAGUAUCGGAAUAGCCUUAGGUGGAUUGUUGGGAUCUUUGUAUUAUCUAGCGGUCGGUAUCGUGCGCUAUCUGGGAAUUGUGGAUUGGGUAAUGUCGUGGCCAAUAGUUCGGCGUUUGUGGGUCAAAGAUUCUUUCAAUUGUAGCUCAUUGAGUUUGAAGGAAGAGUUUGAAGCUUGGAACCUACGAAAAGUCUCUUCAAAGCAGAGAAAAGAAUCCUUGACUAAAAAAACCCUGUAG